This is a messenger RNA of Gastrolobium bilobum, 2556 nucleotides long. RefSeq names its product probable galactinol--sucrose galactosyltransferase 1. Lineage: Eukaryota; Viridiplantae; Streptophyta; Magnoliopsida; Fabales; Fabaceae. Bases 104 to 2392 code for a protein of 762 amino acids. The transcript has 13 exons. The record is from RefSeq and is a predicted model, not a curated record.
UUCUUCUCAUUUGGAUUUGGAACAAAAAGCAGUGCUAAGUGGGGAUAUACUGAGAUUCCCUUUGCUACUGUUUUAGCCUUUCAGAACCAAAAGGAGGAGAAAGAUGACUGUGGGGGCAGGGAUAUCCGUUGCAGAUGACAACUUGAUGGUGCUGGGGAACAAGGUGCUGAGUGAGGUCCAUGACAAUGUCCUCGUCAUUCCUGCAUCUGGGGGUGCCUUGCUCUACGGGGCAUUCCUUGGGGUUCAAUCCUAUCAGAAGGGUAGCCACAAAGUCUUUCCCAUCGGCAAGCUUGAGGGGUUGCGAUUUAUGUGUGUUCAUCGCUUCACAAUGUGGUGGAUGACCCAGAGAAUGGGCACUUGUGGAAAAGAAGUCCCCGUUGAGACGCAGUUCUUGCUUGUUGAAGCACACAAUGGCUCUGAUAUUGACGGAGGGAUCAAUAGUGGAGAAGACCAAGCUGCUGCUAACUAUGUAGUUUUCUUACCCCUUCUGGAAGGAGAUUUCAGAGCAGUUCUUCAGGGGAAUGAUCAAAACGAGAUUGAGAUCUGUGUGGAAAGCGGUUGUCCUGGUGUGGAUGAAUUUGAUGGGACUCAUCUGGUUUUUGUUGGGGCUGGAUCGGAACCUUAUGAAGUAAUAACAAAUGCUGUCAAGACUGUUGAGAAACAAUUGCAGACAUUUUCUCAUCGCGAGAGAAAGAAGAUGCCUGAUAUGUUGAACUGGUUUGGAUGGUGUACAUGGGAUGCUUUCUAUACUAGAGUCACUUCAGAGGAUGUGAAGCAAGGAUUACAGAGCUUUGAGAAAGGUGGAAUUCCGGCUAGAUUUGUUAUAAUUGAUGAUGGAUGGCAAUCUGUGGGCAUGGACCACAAUGAUGUUGAAUGGAAAUCUGAUAAUCAAGCCUAUCAAGCCAACUUUGGAAAUCGCUUAACGAAUAUAAAAGAGAAUCACAAAUUCCAGAAAGAUGGCAAGGAAGGUCAGCGGGUAGAGGACCCAGAUCUUGGACUUGGUCAUAUUACCAAUGAAAUCAAGCAAGAGCAUGCUGUAAAGUAUAUAUAUGUGUGGCAUGCAAUAACAGGAUAUUGGGGUGGUGUUAAACCUGAUGUUAGUGGCAUGGAGCACUAUGAGUCAAAGAUGGUCUUCCCUGUUUCAUCUCCUGGAGUCCAAUCAAUUCAACCAGACGACUCUUUAACACACAUUACCAUCAAUGGGCUUGGCCUAGUGAAUCCUGAGAAAGUUUUUCACUUUUAUGAUGAACUGCACUCAUAUCUGUCAUCUGCUGGUAUUGAUGGUGUCAAAGUUGAUGUUCAGAAUAUCCUUGAAACUCUCGGGGCAGGACGUGGUGGGAGGGUGAAACUAGCAAGGAAAUACCACCAGGCAUUAGAGGCAUCAAUCUGUAGGAACUUCCCUGAUAAUGGAAUCAUUUGUUGCAUGAGUCACAAUACAGAUGGAUUGUACAGUUCAAAGCAAUCAGCUGUUAUUAGGGCAUCGGAUGAUUUCUGGCCAAGAGACCCUGCCUCCCACACCAUUCACAUUGCAUCAGUUGCUUACAACUCCAUUUUCCUUGGUGAAUUUAUGCAGCCAGAUUGGGAUAUGUUUCAUAGCCUACAUCCAAUGGCUGAAUAUCAUGGUGCUGCACGAGCAGUAGGAGGAUGUCCUAUUUAUGUCAGUGACAAGCCUGGACACCAUGACUUCAAUCUUUUGAAGAGACUUGCACUUCCUGAUGGUUCUAUAUUAAGGGCUAAACUUCCAGGAAGACCAACGAAGGAUUGCUUAUUUUCUGAUCCUGCUAGAGAUGGAAAGAGUCUUCUGAAGAUUUGGAACAUGAAUGGUUUUUCUGGAGUUGUUGGGAUAUUCAAUUGCCAAGGAGCUGGGUGGUGCAAAGUUGGAAAGAAGAACCUUAUCCAUGAUGAGAAUCCAGGCACAGUCACUGGUGUCAUCAGGGCUAAAGAUGUUGACUAUUUAUCCAGGGUUGUAGAUGAUAAAUGGACAGGAGACACCAUUAUAUUUUCCCAUGUUGGUGGAGAAGUGGUUUACCUUCCAAAGGAUGCAUCUAUCCCAAUUACCUUGAAAUCUCGAGAAUAUGAAGUUGUUACAAUAGUUCCUGUGAAGGAAUUGACCAAUGGUGUCAAAUUUGCUCCAAUUGGUUUGAUCAACAUGUUCAAUUCAGGAGGGGCUGUCAAAGAGUUCAAUUGUGGAUCUAAUGGAAGUACAAAUGUUGCCAUGAAAGUCCGCGGGUGUGGCAAAUUUGGUGCUUAUUCAUCAGCUCGGCCUAAGUUGAUAAUAGUUGAUUCAGAAGAGGUGGAAUUCAAUUAUGAGGAAGAAUCUGGAUUGGUGACUAUUGAUUUGAGGGUACCAGAGAAAGAGUUAUACCAAUGGAGCAUUUCUAUUGAUUUUUGAAUCAGAUACAGUCUCCGGAUGAGGGGGUUCUAAACUUCUAGUUCAUUAAAGUUCGUGGCAUUUUUAUGAGUCUAUGUAGACCUGUUGUAGGAAAUGUUUAGUUUCUUCUUCUUGUAAUGCAUAACCAUGAGCAAAUAAAUGAAUUUCACAUAGCUUUUUUAUCU